UCUCCGUCAACGUGUAUUACAGACGCAGAUCGAGGCAUGGAAAUAAUAGAGAGCGGGGAACCAUUCUUGCAAUGGGACAGGAACCUUAGCGAGCUGUCCGAAACCGGGGAUAACGACAACAUGUUAUACAGCAACCACUUUACCGAGCUCCUGGAUGAUCUGUCCCAGGAUGCUCUGCUGGGCCAGCUGCUGAGCGACCCGUUCCUGUCUGGACGCGGUGAUGUUAUGGACACGGAGGAGGGACUGAUCCCUGCCUCUCCAGUGCCGCCGCACAUCCAGGCCGAGCACAGUUACUCACUGUGCGGAGACUCACGCCCGCAGUCUCCCCUUUCACAUCUGCCUGGUGAACCUGGAAGUGAUGGGGGUGAUUCAGACAAUGAAGAGUGGCCCAUGGAACAGGAUGAUAAGGGGCUUAAGAUGGAACCUCUGCUGUGUGAUCCGCCUGUCCUGCUGCCCACACUGACUCUCACCCUGACCCCUGAGGGCACGACCCCUGAGCCCGAGACCACCAGCGGUGACUCCACCCUCACGCUGACCCUUCCUCAGGCUACACAGAUAAAACCUCUUAAUGUAAAGGUGGAGACUAAGAGUUUCGGUCCUCAGAUUAAACUGGAGCCACAUGAGGUGGAUCAGUUCUUGAAUCUCUCACCCAAAGGACUGGAGUCUUUGCAGAUGCCCCCCACUCCCCCCAGCUCUCACGGCAGUGAUUCAGAAGGAAGCCAGAGUCCUGUACACCCCUGUGCACCCGCCAGCCCGACACUGACCCCCGGUGUCCUCAAGGUGGCGCCAAGAGCCCCCUCUUCUCUCUCCAGCUCUCCUCUGCUAACAGCACCACACAAACUACAGGGUUCAGGUCCCCUCCUGCUGACCGAAGAGGAGAAGCGCACGCUCAUCGCUGAAGGAUACCCGGUGCCCAACAAACUGCCCCUCUCCAAGGCUGAAGAGAAAGCCUUGAAGAAGAUUCGCAGAAAGAUCAAGAACAAGAUUUCAGCUCAGGAGAGCCGCAGAAAAAAGAAAGAGUACAUGGAUGCUCUAGAGAAAAAGGUAGAGACAUGCUCCACUGAGAACAGUGAACUACGCAGAAAAGUUGAGACACUGGAGUGCACCAACAAGUCCCUGUUGCAACAGCUGCAGUCGCUGCAGGCGGUGGUUGCAGGAAAGGUCCCGAGGUCCUGUAGGAUUACGGGCACCCAGACCUCCACAUGCCUCAUGGUAGUGGUGUUGUGUUUCUCUCUGUUCUUGGGGAGUUUCUAUCAAGGCCUGAGUCCCUGUUCUUCAAUCACCAAAACAGAUCUGGCCAGAGACAUUUCCAUACAUGAGACAUACACUACUACAGUGAAGUCCCGCAACCUGUUAGCCUUUAAGGAGCACGGGGGGCUGGACGAUCCCCAUUUCAUCGGCCUGGGAGGAGAAUAUCCUGAGUGGGAUGGGCAGGUUGACGUCAUGGCAACUUGGCGUUUGGAACAGCAGCGCAAACAGGAACAGGCGGACCUGCGUGAGACAGAGCCACACCCACAUUUAAUAAAGACCAACGAGACGCUAGAGCACAACGCAUUUCUCAUAGACCUGCACGCACACAGGUCAGAUAAAUGAGAUUGCAAAAGUCAUACAGCUGGAGAGGACGGUCAAUGAGACAUCCUGAGGUUUGGCUGGCCCCCUCUCUCUUCCCCUCCCACCCCAUGUCCCGUAUCCCCUCUCUCUCCCUGCAGUGGCGGGGCGAUAGGCUCUGUAUUUAUAGAUAUAGUUUAAGUAUUGUUUUACUUAACGAAGUUCUCCUUUUUUUAAGAUAAAAACAAAAAUGUAUUUUUUAUUCCAUUCCAACAGUAUAUGUAAUUUUGUUACUUUAUCCACACUGUUCUGCUUUAUUUUCUGUUUUUUUUACCUGCUUUACAUUUUAUUUUAGUGCAUCUAAUUUACAUGCUUUAAAUUUGUUUUAAUGCAUGUAACUUGGUUUUCUUUAUUUUUUGCCUGUUAGUCCCAUGCUGCUGAGAACAUGUGUAGUAAUAUAUUGAAAUCAUUACAGUUUUCGCAUUACACAUUGAAUGACUCGGGCAAUGGGGCUGGAUUUGUGGUAUUAUGUAGCAUGUCUCAUUCAUCCAAAGAUUUAAUGCAAAGAUUCCUAACUGAAAAAAAAAUCUUAAAGAUUCUGUUGAAAAAAGAUAACAUACCGAACAACAAAUUUACGGUUUGAACAUGGGAUCUUUCCAAAGCAUUUAAAAAUGUUUUCUAAAUGUGUCUUUUGUGAUUUGUAAAUAUUUGUCAUAUCCUCUGUCGUAUUGUUGGCGAUUGAAAUGAAUGAAUCUAUUUUUUGUUAAUGGAGGGUAAUAAAGAGAAACGACAUGGACAUGACAUGAAAGGAUGGAGUCUCCAACCCUGGAACACACGAUCCAUAGUCCCUCGUAUGACGUUGCCCUCUUUUAUUUGGUUUAAGGUCUAUAAAGGACAGAUGGUGCUUUUUGUCCUUGGCUGGCCACCAUCCAAACCCUCUCUGCUCUCUUCUGUGGACAAUUGAAGCUCGCUGACCAGUCUAUAGCGUUCCAUGCCCAGAUUUGAAUGGUUUUGAUACCCGUAGUUAAGAGUGAUGUGUCAUGGGCCUUUAAGCGGGCAUGUGAUGAACUUGCACUGUGUCCCUAUGAAAAUUAUCUGUUAUUUAUUAUUUUUAGCAUGCCUGCAACCCUUUUUAUCCUGGAGAUGAGCAUUGUGAAGAUUUUUUCCCAUGAGAUGUAUUCAGACGUCUGAAUUGCAUUGGAAAAUGUGAUGCAGAUCAUUUUGUAUACGAGUUUGAUGUGCAACUUCUGUAUUUGUUGUGGCCUAAUAUAUGAGUGAUAUAUUAAUCUUCUCACUCUUAUAAAAUGCCCACCGAUUUUCGUAUGCACCUCUACAUUUUCAUUGUAUCACAAUUCGAUUUUAUGCUCUUUAAAAAUCACUCUGCCUUGUCCUGUUUUCUGCAAAGCAAAUAAAUAUUUUCCUUAGUAAAAGCAUUUUAAAUCACGA
Molecule: messenger RNA, 2994 nt
Organism: Triplophysa dalaica
Lineage: Eukaryota; Metazoa; Chordata; Actinopteri; Cypriniformes; Nemacheilidae
Gene: creb3l2
Product: cAMP responsive element binding protein 3-like 2
Exons: 12
Coding region: 37-1593 (518 amino acids)
Biological process (GO): regulation of transcription by RNA polymerase II
Molecular function (GO): DNA-binding transcription factor activity, RNA polymerase II-specific; cAMP response element binding
Source: RefSeq, a predicted model, not a curated record